Messenger RNA from Juglans microcarpa x Juglans regia, 561 nucleotides. RefSeq names its product putative B3 domain-containing protein At5g66980. The transcript has 3 exons. The coding region runs from base 1 to 561 and encodes 186 amino acids. NCBI's taxonomy places the organism in Eukaryota, Viridiplantae, Streptophyta, Magnoliopsida, Fagales, Juglandaceae. The record is from RefSeq and is a predicted model, not a curated record. Gene Ontology annotation, molecular function: DNA binding.
AUGCCGUUGUUUCGAGGACGGAGACAACCCUAUUUCCCUGAAGACGGCCCCGAGUUCUUCAAAGUUUUCCUUCCCUUUACCUGCUCUCACGAAAUGUCCAUACCACCUGCAUUUAUCAAGCACUUCACUAGAAACACACCAAAGAAGGCCAUUCUCAUUGAUCAUACUGGAAACUCUUGGCCUGUUGAACUGGACCAAAUUGGCCAAAUUGGCAGCCGCUUGUGUUUUAAGUGUGGCUGGCAACAGUUUGCAAGUGAUCAUUGUCUGGAAUUUGGGGACUUUCUAAUUUUCAAAUACAAUAGAAGUAAUGUGUUUAAAGUCAAUAUAUUCAAUAAAACUGGAUGCAUGAAGUACGAAGCUGAAGCUAUGGGCAGGACUCUUCCAUGUCUGAACCCUGAAGAAGAUUCUACAGCAGAGCAGACUUGUAGUAGAUUGACUCGUGGUGGCAAACGAAAGCUUUUGCAGAUAGGUUUCAAGACCAAUGAAGAGGCAGGAGAGCGCCAGUCUUUUCUAGAUCCUGAAGGGCCAACUCAACGUUUCCGUUUCAAUUUCCGCAUUUGA